Salvelinus fontinalis (brook trout) is the source of this 521-nucleotide messenger RNA. RefSeq names its product E3 ubiquitin-protein ligase TRIM35-like. The record is from RefSeq and is a predicted model, not a curated record. Bases 66 to 521 code for a protein of 151 amino acids. NCBI's taxonomy places the organism in Eukaryota, Metazoa, Chordata, Actinopteri, Salmoniformes, Salmonidae. The transcript has a single exon.
CAGUCCCUAGCCCAGCCACUCUACGGUAGGUACACCAGCUCAGAACAAGCACACAUCUCUCCAUCAUGGCUGCCACCUGGACCCCGGAGGACGACAUGUCCUGCCCUGUGUGCUGCGAUGUUUUCACUGACCCUGUGGUGCUGGGCUGCAGCCACAGCUUCUGCAGGAGCUGCCUGGACAGCUACUGGAACACUCAGGUCAUCAAAAAGUGCCCCGUCUGCCGCCACCAUUCCCUAACCGACGCUCCACCCAGUAGCCUGGCUCUGAGGAACAUCGUGGAGACCUUUGCGAGGGAGAGGAGCCACAAUACCACCAAGCAGGAGGAGACGAGAGAGGGGGAGAAGGAGAGCCAGGGAAGGAGGGAGUCAGGAGGGAGGAGUGGGUUGGUACGGGAUGGGGAUGAAAGGUGCGGUCUCCAUUGGAAGAGGUUGUUGUUGUUCUGUGUGGAGGACCAGGAGGCUGUGUGCGGUGUGUCAGACCUCCAGGAGACACAGGAGCCAUCAGCUCUGCCCUGUGGAUGA